Exophiala dermatitidis NIH/UT8656 is the source of this 456-nucleotide messenger RNA. RefSeq lists its product as uncharacterized. The coding region runs from base 1 to 456 and encodes 151 amino acids. The transcript has a single exon. NCBI's taxonomy places the organism in Eukaryota, Fungi, Ascomycota, Eurotiomycetes, Chaetothyriales, Herpotrichiellaceae. The record is from RefSeq and is a predicted model, not a curated record.
AUGGAGUUCGGAAGCGGGUACAAGAUCGAUCGCGCGAAAAGUGGAGGUUUUGGUGCUGAGAUCGGGUCGGGGACUAUUAGCUUGAGAUCGUUGACGUCUUCGACCGCCUCGAUCCGUCAGAUCUCCAGCCUUGUGAGCCGCUCAGGUGUCUUUACAUCCAACCCCAAACAUUCCUCGAAGCCAUCUACUGGCACAGCGCGUCAAUACCUGCCCUGGACAUAUCAUCACAGUUCAUUAAAAACCCUGCAGUGUAGAUCGAUCUCAGCUCUCCCUGUUGUCGGCGAGGGAGUGGGAGAGCCACAUCGCUGGCGAUCCUUGCAUGGCUCUGAAUUUACUGCUCUUUUCCAACUGGGUUUCCAUUUCAACUGUCAAUCCAGACCACGGGCAUGCUCUAACAGGGCCAGUGAUGACCUCAAGCCACACAUUAUUGACAUGCUAUAUCAGCCCAGGGCUUGA